Archocentrus centrarchus (flier cichlid) is the source of this 1826-nucleotide messenger RNA. RefSeq names its product mitochondrial folate transporter/carrier. Lineage: Eukaryota; Metazoa; Chordata; Actinopteri; Cichliformes; Cichlidae. Gene Ontology annotation, biological process: nucleotide transport; transmembrane transport. The record is from RefSeq and is a predicted model, not a curated record. The coding region runs from base 258 to 1226 and encodes 322 amino acids. The transcript is spliced from 7 exons.
AUGACAGCUGCAAGGUCGCGCAGCGGCGCUACUACGACAUUUGGAAACUGCAGCACAACCACGGAUUACCGAAGCAUGUCAAAAACAUGGUGCAGUCGCUAACAAAUACGAGGAAGCUGUUCCGUCCUCGUAUUGCAUGUAAACUGCAGCAGUGUCAGCGAGUUGUUGUCUCAGCUUUAUGUUUAUAGAGACUGUUGCGUUGUUGUAAACGCAGCUAGCUGGCGGGACCUAGCUAGCUACGUAAUUUACCCGUGAAGAUGAGCUCCUCUCCAAAUCACGGUACCGUUUCAGAGACCGGGCUGCCCGGAAAAAGCGUCUCAUUCAGCGAACGCGCGCAGCAGGUCUUCAACCACGUGAAGGUAGAAAACCUGAUCGCGGGACUCGGUGGGGGAGUGGUGUCAACGCUGGUGCUUCAUCCCCUAGACCUGGUCAAAAUCAGGUUUGCAGUAAGUGAUGGACUCGAAUUAAGACCAAAGUACAAUGGCAUAUUACACUGCAUGAAGAAUGUGUGGCAGCAGGAGGGACUGAGAGGACUCUAUCAAGGAGUGACACCCAAUGUUUGGGGUGCUGGAGCAUCUUGGGGCCUCUACUUUUUCUUCUACAAUGCAAUCAAAGGGUACACAAAGGAAGGUCGUCAGACUGAACUGAGUGCCACAGAACACCUGGUGUCGGCGGCUGAAGCUGGCAUCCUCACGCUCACCCUAACCAAUCCAAUAUGGGUAACCAAGACCCGGCUGGUGCUGCAGUACAGUGCUGACCGAAAUAGCAAGCCAUACAAGGGGAUGGUGGAUGCUUUGGUUAAGAUCUACCGCCAUGAAGGAGUGCCUGGACUCUACAAGGGUUAUGUUCCUGGUCUGUUCGGCACAUCUCACGGAGCACUGCAGUUCAUGGCCUACGAAGAGCUCAAGAGAGACUACAACAAAUACAGGAAACUGCAUUCAGACGCAAAGCUGAACCCAUUGGAAUAUAUCACAAUGGCAGCAUUAUCCAAAAUAUUUGCUGUAGCCACAACAUACCCAUAUCAGGUGGUGCGGGCUCGCCUGCAAGACCAGCACAAUAGAUACAAUGGAGUUAUUGAUGUCGUCAGACGGACGUGGAGGAACGAAGGCACCCUCGGUUUCUACAAAGGCAUCAUCCCCAACUUGAUACGUGUCACUCCCGCCUGCUGCAUCACCUUUGUGGUUUAUGAGAACGUGUCUCACUUUCUUCUCGGGCAAAAUAAAUGAGGCCUUAAAAACAGGGCGCGGACUAUUGCAGAUACUGUGGAGCUCAUGGUGAUACGUUGGCGCCGUGCGGAGAGAUGCAGAGGGCCGCGUUGAGAUCGACACCAAGCUGUAAAUGCGAUGAAGUGAAAAUCAUUCGCUUGCACUGAAAAUAAGUGUUCACAACUGGAGCAGCAAUAGUUUUUUUUUUUCUUUUUCUUUUUCUUCAAUACAACUUCAGUGAAAUGUGAUGGAGAGCUCUGAUUCAGACGCACAAUAAGUUAUAGGAAGUACAUCUGUUCACCUUUAUGGAGACAACUCUGCUGUGAUGAUAGCUUUUUAAACUAAUGGGUGGAUGAAUUAAAUAUUUCAUCAUGCAGCAGUUAUGUUUACACUUUAUGCUUUCUGGCCACAGAGAAAUACAGUCUGAACUAUGAAAAGUUUUAAUUCCAAGCAUCAAAUCCAAGAUCGACUCAGGUUCUGAGGUACCAUAUGUGUGUAAUUAUUUGUCUCAUGAUGCUUUUGAGUCCUCAAACAUAUCUCACUGAUAUUACUUUUUGUCUUUGCAUCAUUGCAUCUGCUGUGCUUUCUAACAUUUUGCUAUAAAAUCCAAGCUGUGCUUUA